AUGAGUAGUAUACCGGUCAAGCUACUCAAUGAGGCACAAGGUCAUAUAGUAUCACUUGAACUAACGACUGGUGAGACAUACAGAGGUAAACUAGUUGAAAGCGAGGACAACAUGAACGUACAACUGAGAGACGCUACAGUAACGGGAGCUGAUAGUAAAGUAACAAGGAUGAACCAUGUUUUUGUAAGGGGAUCGCAGAUAAGAUUCUUUGUGGUGCCAGACAUGCUAGAAAAUGCACCACUGUUCAAGACUGGUCCGCAAUCAAGGCCUACUCCACCAAUUCGUGGUCCCAGGAAAAGAUGA
This is a messenger RNA of Torulaspora delbrueckii, 303 nucleotides long. It is a transcript of the gene SMD3, whose product is annotated as mRNA splicing protein SMD3. The record is from RefSeq and is a predicted model, not a curated record. Gene Ontology annotation, molecular function: RNA binding. The coding region runs from base 1 to 303 and encodes 100 amino acids. Gene Ontology annotation, cellular component: catalytic step 2 spliceosome; commitment complex; U5 snRNP. NCBI's taxonomy places the organism in Eukaryota, Fungi, Ascomycota, Saccharomycetes, Saccharomycetales, Saccharomycetaceae. Gene Ontology annotation, biological process: spliceosomal snRNP assembly; RNA processing. The transcript has a single exon.